AUGGGAACCAAGAUGGCUAUAAUCUCGAGGGAGUUGAUUAAACCUUCAUCUCCAACUCCCGAUGAAAAAAAGGUGCAUAAACUUUCUAUGCUAGAUCAGUUCCUCACUUCAUAUAGUUACACUCCUCUUUUUUUCUAUGCUAACAACGAACAGUUGCCGGUUGAUUCAAACACUAACCCUCUUGAUAAUCCUUCCAAAACGACCUUACAUCUAGAGGAGUCACUGUCUGAGUGUUUAACCAGAUUCUACCCUUUGGCUAGAAAGCUGAACCCGGACGAUGAAUAUCAAUCUAUCGAUUGUGAUGACUGCGGAGUCCUUUUUGUGGAAGCUAAAGUUGAUGAAGUUACCCUCUCAGAGGCAGUCCAAAGAGUACCCUUGGAUUGUUUUGGACAGUACUUGCCAUUUCAGACAUGCUCUAAGGAAUGUGACAAAGCAUCCUUAGGUACUAUUGAUGGUUAUUUGAACAAGAAGGAAAUGCUAUUUGGAGUCAAAAUCACUUGGUUCCAAUAUGGAGGCCAUGUCAUUGGGGUAUGCAUUUCUCACAGAGUCGCUGAUUUCGCGUCGUUGGUAACAUUCAUGAAUUCGUGGGCUGCCACACACCGUGGUGCGGGUGGUAGCGAACCAUUACUCGAUUUUGAUGAAAAGAUAACCGAAUUGAAAGAGUUAGCAGUAACUUCUUCAAUAGCACAAGUUAGGGAUCCCACUCGGGUGGAAGUCGCUGGCGUUUUCCUGUGGAAGCAAUUCAUCAAGUUAGAACGAGCUAAAAAUCAUCAAGCAAGUGCUACAGCAAGGACCUGGAUUGGUGUGAACUUAAGAAGCCGAAUAAGCUGCUUGGCCUCCUUAGCUAGUAGUGAUGGCGAGUUUCCUUUUGGGAACCUUGUAGCUCCUAUCACUGGUUCAUUCCCUUCCAUUGAGAAUCUUGAAGAAACAGAUCUUUUCGGCAAUCUAGUUCAGUUUACCAGUUGGUGCAGAUUUCUAAUUUAUGAAGUGGAUAUUGGUUGGGGCAAACCUGUUUCAGUUGGCCCUGCGGGUACCCUAUACAUGGAUGCCGUAAUCUUAACCACCACCAGAGAUGAGAAAGGUGUAGAAGCAUGGAUUGGCAUUUCCAAAGAUGAUUUGGCUUUGGUUUCUGAUGAGCUUCUUUCACUUGGUGCCACUAAUUUUUUCCAAAUCUUACACAUUGAAUGA
Messenger RNA from Oldenlandia corymbosa var. corymbosa, 1188 nucleotides. Lineage: Eukaryota; Viridiplantae; Streptophyta; Magnoliopsida; Gentianales; Rubiaceae. The record is from the annotation of a GenBank genome assembly.